Molecule: messenger RNA, 489 nt
Organism: Recurvomyces mirabilis
Lineage: Eukaryota; Fungi; Ascomycota; Dothideomycetes; Mycosphaerellales; Teratosphaeriaceae
Exons: 1
Coding region: 1-489 (162 amino acids)
Source: RefSeq, a predicted model, not a curated record
AUGGCGACCGCAACCAAGCCCAAGUUGAAUCCAAGAUCAUUUCCUAGGCCACCGAGUUGCGAAAAGACGCCGCGACAUUUAGAAGUCAAGUGGAAUGGACACACGAUAGCUGAUACGAAGGAGGCGUACUGGGUGCUCGAGACAUAUCAUCCACCAACCUACUAUCUGCCACAAUCAUGUCUGAAAAUCCCCUUGCAGACUACGAGUAACAGCUCAUUCUGCGAAUGGAAGGGACGAGCAACUUACUACCAGCUCGAGAACCCAAUUAAAUCUGGUGAAGUCGUGAAGAACAGAGUCUGGAGUUACGAGUCACCUACGGCAGGCUUCAAGGAUAUCAAGAGCUACUUGAGCUUCUAUGCGGGACCGUGGGAUUGCUAUGUUGAUGGUGAAAAGGUUGAGCCGCAGCCUGGUGACUUUUACGGAGGGUGGACCACCAGCGAUAUCGAGAAGGAGAGUGUGAAAGGUGGACCAGGAACUUGGGGAUGGUGA